AUGAGGGUUGUAACUUUGGAUAAAGGAUUUUGUUCAGGAAUAUUAAAGGAACAAAGAAAAAUCCAUAACCCAUUUAAUAGUAUUCAUGCAGCAGCUCUAUGUACAUUUGCAGAAACAGUUGGAGGAUUAGCAGUAAUUAGUACAUUUGAUGAAAAUAUGAAAGGAAUUGUUACAAAAAUUAGUAUUGAUUAUCAAAAGAAAGCAAGAGGAUUAAUUACAGCAACUUGUAAUUUUAAAAUGGGAGAAGGAGAAUCUAAAAUAGGUGAGAAGGAAGUAGAGGUUAUCCUCAAAGAUGAGAAAUUAGACACUGUUGCUAAAGCAAAUAUUAUGUGGCAAAUAAAUGAAAAAUAA
Entrophospora sp. SA101 is the source of this 351-nucleotide messenger RNA. The record is from the annotation of a GenBank genome assembly. Lineage: Eukaryota; Fungi; Glomeromycota; Glomeromycetes; Entrophosporales; Entrophosporaceae.